UUCUGUAAAAAUAAACGAGCAAUAAGCAAUUCUUUUUUUUUUUUACUAAAGAAUAUAUGACAUGUGUAUACAUUCCGUCUUUAUUUAUGAAAAUAUUCUUCUGAGAGCACCGUCGCAAGUCAGUUAUUACGAUAAUGAAUACUAAAGAUAUAUGAAUAUAAAAGGGUUUCAGUAGAUAGGACAGUGUAGAGUCGUGAGAGGCUAUAGAUUAGCUUUCAUAAAUAAUUUCGGCCAACCUUUUGUAUUUAUAUGUUUUUUUUGCUUUUGUACAUUUUCUUCGUUUUAUUCGCGACAAAGAUUGUUCUAAGUAGCUUUGAUACCACACUCGGCGCAUAAGUGUGAAAUAGAAUACCCGGAAUGCAAUACGAUAUUUAAGAUGAGCAUACUGAAAUUUACACUUGUAAUCUGCACAAUAGCCGGAUUCUGGCAACCACCGUCAUGGUCGUCGUUGUAUAAACAUAUAAUUUACAAAAUUUACGCGCUGUUUUUGAUCUCCUCGUUUUAUUUAUUUAUAAUAUCGCAAUUUAUGAACAUCGUACUCAAUGUCGACAACUCUGACGAACUCACCGACUCCAUGUACAUGAUGUUGACCGUGUUCGUCGCGGGUUAUAAACAAGUUUGUAUUUGGACGGAUCGUAAAACUGUCAGAAUGAUAAUCAGCGUACUCACUGACAGGCCAUUUAAACCAUCCGUAUCGGAUGAAGUAACAAUUCGAGACAAGUUCGAGAAAAGAAUACAGAUCAAUACGUUACGUUACUUGACUUUCGUGGGUAUCGGAGUUGUUUCAGUAUUUUUGUCGUCUGUUUUCAUGGACUUCAUGAAAGGAAACUUGACAUACAAAGCAUGGGUGCCGUUCGAUUAUUCAUCCCCUUUUAGAUUUACUCUUGUUUACAUUAAUCAGAUGAUCGGCAUGUCAAUGUCCGGCUUAGUUAACGUCGCUUGCGAAAGCCUGAUUUUCGGACUGUUGUUGCAUACGUGUUGUCAAUUCGAGAUACUGGAAUACAGGUUGACAAAAAUUGCGCAGAAUCAAGACGUCCUACGUGACUGUAUACGUCAUCAUAAUCUCGUGUUUCAAUUCGCGUAUACGAUGAACAGAAUGUUUUCAAAAAUAAUUUCUGUUCAAUUCACAGUAAGCAUGUUGGUGACAUGUUCCAAUUUGUAUCGAAUGACUAUGGUAAAAAAUUACGUGCAAAUCAUUCCAUUAAUGUUAUAUACAGGCUGCAUGCUAAUUCAGAUUUUCAUCUAUUGUUGGUUUGGAAAUGAAAUCAAAUUAAAAAGUGUUGAAAUGACGAAUAGUAUUUAUAACGUAGAAUGGCUGACACUUGACGUUAGCAACAAGAGAAGUUUUCUCAUCAUUAUGAAACGUUCGAUGUUUCCCAUCGAAUUUAGUAGCGCUUACAUCAUUACGAUGAAUCUUGACUCGUUUGUAGUUUUACUUAAGAUGUCGUACUCGUCUUUCAGCUUGCUGCGUCAAGCUCAAGAAUAACGAUAAAAAAAUAAAAUUGAUAGAAUAAGUAGUUCAGAAUUUAAGUAUCAAAUUGCCAUAUUUUUAUUUCACAUAUAAAUGUAUCACAAGUUUAUUAAAUGUGUCAUUUUAUUUUAAUGUUACAUAUAAAAAAUAAAAAGUAAUUAAAUUUUUUUCAGUUUUUCAAUAUGCAAUGGAAUACUGUAAUUAUGCUUAUAUAGUCAAUUUUUUCCUGUUACAUAAAAAGAUAAAUAAGUGAUUUAUCUUAUACGGUAAAAAACAAACGCACUGUCAUACAACAUACACACAUUAAAUACAUACAUUGCAAUUUAACAAACACUGCGUCUCUACAUUUAACAAAACUGAGUCUACAAUUAAAGAAUCUAUUCCGGCUCUGUAGUUUCUAAACUAAUAAAUAUAUAUUCGGUCAUUGGUUCACGCUGGAGGAAGAUGGCGUUGUUCAAAUAUAUAUAUAUAUGAAUAUUGCGAGAAAAACUCCAAGUGCCUCGGUUGCCGAAUAGGAAAGG
Molecule: messenger RNA, 1992 nt
Organism: Pseudomyrmex gracilis
Lineage: Eukaryota; Metazoa; Arthropoda; Insecta; Hymenoptera; Formicidae
Product: odorant receptor 46a-like
Exons: 5
Coding region: 377-1486 (369 amino acids)
Biological process (GO): detection of chemical stimulus involved in sensory perception of smell; sensory perception of smell
Cellular component (GO): plasma membrane
Molecular function (GO): odorant binding; olfactory receptor activity
Source: RefSeq, a predicted model, not a curated record